UAAUUUAAAAUGGCUAAAAAAUAUUCCAAAAUCUGAUGGCAGGGUGAGUAGAUUCCUUUGCUUUUUGACUUUUGUAGACUUGAACAAUGACCAUAGUUGACAAAGCUGAAUCUUCAGACCCAUCAACCGGUCAGAGUCAGCUCGGCCGUUCCGAGGCCGUUGCACCUGGAGACCCGGAUGCAGGCUCUGCCGGCUGAAGUGCUGUGUCUUCAUUAAGUGAUGUUACCAAUCACACACUUUCUGUAAGACCAGUACCUGAUGCUGUUUAUUCAAAUUCAGCAGUACCUGAUACGUCAGAACCAUCACCACCAAAAGAUCAAGGUGAUGGCAUUGUGCUGCCACAGAAAAUUAUUUUUCCCUCGGAGAAGAUUUAUCUUAAGUGGCAGAAAACUGAUGACAUUGGUGCUGGACUCGAGAAUUUGGGGAACACCUGUUGUGCCAAUGCAGCAUUGCAGUGUUUGACAUACACACCACCUGCCAGUUACAUGUUAUCCCAGGAACACUCCAAGAUGUGUCAUGUGGAAGGAUUUUGUAUGAUGUGUACAAUGCAAGACCAUAUUACCCAGGCACUCAAUAGUCCUGGGGACAUUAUUAAACCCAGGUUUGUCAUUGAUGAAAUGCAGAGUAUAGCUAGGACCUGCUGUUCUGGAAAACAAAAAGAUGCCCAUGAAUUUCUUGAGUACACCAUUGACGCUAUGCAGGAAGCAUGCUUGGCUGGCAUCGAUGAAUUCGAUAGGCACACCCAGGCCACCACACUGACUUAUCGGAUAUUUUGAGGAUAUCUAAGAUUGAGAGUCCAAUCUUUAAAUUGCAAGGGUGUUUCAGAUACUUUUGAGCCAUGUCUUGAUAUCACAUUGGAGAUAAAGGCUGCUCCGAGCGUUAACAAGGCAUUGGAGCAGUUUGUGACGGAACAGCUCCAUGGCGAAAACUGCUACAAGUGUAGCAAGUGGAAAAAUAUGGUUCUGGCUUCAAAGAGGCUUUCCAUACAUAGAUCAUCUAAUGUUCUUAGACUUUCUCUGAAACGCUUUCCAAAUUAUUUUGGUAGAAAGAUUGCCAAGGAUGUGAAAUAUCCUGAGUAUCUUGAUAUUCGGCCAUACAUGUCUCAACCAAAUGGAGAACCCGUUAUUUAUGCUUUGUACGCAGUGCUGGUCCACAGUGGAUAUCAUUGCUCUAUAGGCCAUUACUUCUGUUACGUGAAAGCUAACAACGGCCUGUGGUAUCACAUGAAUGACUCCACCGUAUCUCCUAGUGAUAUUAGAUCGGUACUCAGCCAACAAGCAUAUGUGCUCUUUUAUAUCAAGUCCCACGAUGUGAAAAACUUAAGUGAACUUACUCAUUCCACCCAUUGCCCCGGCCAGUCCUCUCCCCACCCGGUCAUCAGUCAUCGGCGUGUUGCCAACAAGCAGGCUACAUCCGGCCCUGGCCCACAGCUUCCCUCUCACAUGAGAAAGAUAUCACCUCACUUGAACGGGACCAGGCCUCUGAAAGACACGCCAAGCAGUUUCAUGUCCGGUCUGAAUGGAAGUCCCAGUGUCAGCAGGGCUCGUCCUGCUGACACUCCUACAGGAGUUAACAGCUGCCCUGGGAUUGCAGAGCACCCUAAGGAGCAAAACCUCACCAUCGGCAUUCAGGACAAGCCUGUUCUCCAAGCACAAACUCAGCCUAACCAACAUAGCAAUUCCGGGGAGGCCUCUAACAAGCCUGUCCCUCCUACUGCCAUCAGCUGCUCUGCGAUACAGUCCUUCUUGAAUGCACUGACAGUGCUGGUUUCUAGUGAGGCAGCAAAGCCACUCUCCCCAAGCGAGUCAUGCUCCAAACCGGUAAUCAAUGGCGGAUCCAAGGUGAGCUCCAGUGUGCUGGUCCCCUAUGGUGCACAGUCAUCGGAAGAGUCUGACAAGAGGUCCAAGGGCCUGGCCAAGGGGAACGGUAUGGGCAGGAUAGCCACAGCUCACGGUGCUGGCCAUAACGCCGGAGAUGAGGAGGCCCCGCCACAUGAGCUUCAAGAACCUGUCACUCUAAAUGGUGCUAAUAGUACAGACAAUGACCCGAAGGAAAACGGCCUGUCAUUUGAGGGUGCCAGUUGCCAAGUCCAGCCUGCUUUGCACUCAGAAUAUCCUUUUUCUAAAGCAAACGGUCUUCCUGGAGUGGAGAGUUGGUUGGGGAAGGCUUGGUUUUGAGCCUCAUCUGUGGCCCCUUCACUCAGCCAGAUUUUGGUCAGCACGGAGCUCACAGCUAGUGCUGAAAGGUCUUAUUUUUUAUCAUAGUUACCAGCUGCUUCCUUGCCUUCUAUUCCACAAGACAAACCCUUAGAGACCUUCAGGCUUAGUGACGAAGUAAAAGGCUCAACAGAUGAAACCAGGUAAAGUAAGAAUAAAUUCAGAGGAAGUGAACUUCACAGUAGAAAAUCCAGCGCUGAGUGGAUGUGUCAGCGUUUUAACUCUGUAAAAGUGUUACAGUGAGCAUCCCGAGCCCCCAAAUUUGAAAAACAAGUCUAUAGGAUGUGUUCAUUUGCCUUUGAGAAGACUUAGAAAACAGUCUGCUACCGCUUGUCGUUUUCUUCUGUGCCGCCUGCUCUAGCUCGCAGCGCCCGUGCACACUCCUGCAUCCGCUUCCACGUGCUUUCUCAUGUCACCUUUUCAGUGAUGAGUGAGUGUCUGACGGGCAUACUGAGUUUAGAGGAAGAGGAGUCCCAGAACUGUCAUGAAGCAACUGUUUUGUAAGGGUCUCUCUAGAAAUGUGAAAUUAAAUUCACGGAGAAUAUAAUUUGCCUCCGCAUUCCAUUUAAGAAAAAUCAACACAUUGGCGCAGGUGUAAUGUGACUCGGGAGUAAGAGGAAGGGAAUUGGAAGUGCAGCCGUGGCUGCCUCGUGUGGAAACUGCAAGUGAAACUACUGCUGCAGGACACAGGGCAUCACGUGGGGCAUCAAGUGGUGCUGCCCGCCCACCCACAGGUACCCUGGAUGACCAUGCAGUGUAAGCACUACGUCCACAUUUGGGCUGUCCUGCUGUGGUGGUGAGCGACGUGUGGUGAGGUCCCGGCCACAUCACAGUGUGACCAUCUCUCAGUUGCACAACUGUUGGAUUCCCAGAGUGCAAUGUCUGUGACAACUGCAGCAAUAACAUAACUGGCAUUUUCACCCUCGUGGAUGUGAGGACUUGGGGGGAGGAGCCUUCCUCCAUGGCGCUGUGGCAACCUCGGAUGCCCCGAGAACAGAGUUAGAGAUGUGGAACUGUUUAAGAAGAACAGAGAGGCAGAGAGCACGUGUUCCCACUUUACCUUAAGAUAGAAUGGCUGGGUGUGCUGUCAUUCGCACAGUGACUUUCCCCUUGUUUCAUUCCUAAUCCACCGUGGUCCCCAAAUUCAAUGUGCAGAGAAUUAUUACACAUUCACAUACACGAGGCCAUGUAUGUACCCAGCCAAGCGCACCUUCCUUCGCGUGCAGCCCCAAGGGUCCCUCUUCUACACUCACGGCAACUAACUUUCCAUAGGGAUCUGGUACAGGUCAUCUCCUCACUGAGGAGUGGAAAUCGCAGUAGGUGUUGUAUGGCUUCCUACAGCUGUCAACUAACCUUGAGAGUGCAUCAAAAGCUUCCCAGCUGCCAAGGGCAGCCCAUAUUUCCUACAGGAGGUUUUCACAGAACCUCAGUGAGUCCCCGCUUUCCGUAAUUCGAGGAGCUCUGUUGGCUCUGUUGGGAAAGAGCUGCCCUCCAAGAGAAAGAAGUGAACCAGGAUAAUCAUCAGCC
Molecule: messenger RNA, 3743 nt
Organism: Chinchilla lanigera (long-tailed chinchilla)
Lineage: Eukaryota; Metazoa; Chordata; Mammalia; Rodentia; Chinchillidae
Product: ubiquitin carboxyl-terminal hydrolase 42-like
Biological process (GO): protein deubiquitination; regulation of apoptotic process
Cellular component (GO): cytosol; nucleus
Molecular function (GO): cysteine-type deubiquitinase activity; cysteine-type endopeptidase activity
Source: RefSeq, a predicted model, not a curated record